Plasmopara halstedii is the source of this 1664-nucleotide messenger RNA. RefSeq lists its product as uncharacterized. Lineage: Eukaryota; Oomycota; Peronosporomycetes; Peronosporales; Peronosporaceae. The coding region runs from base 1019 to 1267 and encodes 82 amino acids. The transcript has a single exon. The record is from RefSeq and is a predicted model, not a curated record.
UGAGUUUUUAAGUUUAGAGCCGGUCACUGCGAAUUCCUCGGAUGAUGAUGAGCCGAUGGACUCGCCACCACGCUGAAACCACGCCGACAGCUCCUGUUGACACGCUUCCGUCGUUGACUGACUUGCAUAUGCAGCAGGAGACCAUUCGUCGCGACGAGGCCAAAAAAUGUAAGUACUACGAGAACCGUAGCCCUUUUCAUGCUUACAUUAACUUUUACAUUAGAAACAGAUUUUGGCGUAAGAAUAUUAAAAGAAAAAUAAUAUAUUCCCAAUUUUCCAAAAUCGAGAGCGGUUUACUGUUUACUAUGACAGACAGGUAAAAGUACUAGCAAUGAAGACGUACAUCGCCAUUUUAAAUGCAGAUGACUUGUUUAAAAGUCUCGUUGUGGUGAAACAGGUAUCUUGCGCUAUGUGAGAUCAGUGGAAGCUUAGAAUGACGAUUCAAUGUGAAUGAAUCAUGUUUUUACAGGAAUUGCUGACCACUCACAAACAUAAGUAUGAAAGGUGUGCGCAGAAGAACAUGAAAUGUCGCUGUGGACAUUUUAACAGGUCGACACUGUUACCCGCACCCAGGAGCGAGUAUACCAUUUUCAUGACUAAGCUGAAUGCCGCCGACAAUGAAUGGCAUGCAUCGGGACCCGCCCAUGUUGGUUGCACCAGAGUCAUCACCCUAGAAAAAUGGGUUGGUGGCAUGACUACACGAACUAUCGAUUGCUGGCUGGGCAUCAAUGUUUCAGAUCGAUUCAUAUCGCACAUCGUUGUCUCCGAGGCUGAUAGCAUAUUCAUUCGUGCAUCUGAUUCGCUGAAUCGCAACUGUAAUAGCUAGCACUCAAGCUUUGGCAUGCCUGCCUUAGUUCUUCAGCAGUGUAAGAGAUGCUUUUGCUGUUUCAUCUUCCCGUAGAGAUUCAUGUGUAAUCAAAUUGAAACGGCACAGCACACACAUCAAACUCUGCGGUGCGUGCAUCUCCAACAACUUUUGUAGCCGAUAUCACUUUUCUCUGCUGAGCAUUAAAUCUUCAUGCGCUUUGCUUAUACCCUUGACGAAUUGGCCCAUCUUGAAGAAGCCCAGGAGGCUCCUAGCAGCUUAAGCUACCUCGCACAAAUCGCAUCAUUACAUUACGGGGCCGACCUGUAUCUGCUGAUGUUAUCGGUCACGCAAACAGGCGGGGGGGCAUUGCUCUAUCAUCUGCACAUAAUUCCUGACGCGCCUGCUUCAGACAACCACUUGAGCUCUGGACCGCAAAAUGCGAAAAGAGCUAGAAAAUAGGUGCCCAAGACUGGGCGCGUCAGCACCACGCAUUUGUGAUAGCCCCGGUUCUGCAGACUUAUGCAUGCGGGCGGCUCCUAGCCACCGGCUUUACCUUGUGUUUUGUAGGGAUGUCUCUGGCGUUCCUUUUUUAAAAUAUAUAAAAUACGCUUUUUACUUGUACAAAGUAAGUGGACGACCAGAUGCCGUUCAUUGCCACAGAGAUAUAUCAAUAUAUCCAAGCCAUAUCCAGCGUCCACUUACUUUAACCAAGUAAAAUGCACAGCGAUGGUAUCGAACAUUCUUUGGACGCGCGCUUUCAAUAUUAAGACUUUGCCUUUUGCCUUCAAGAGCACAAGCAAGCAUCAACAUCGGGACCAUCACUCCGGUCCCACUUUCUUAAGCUUCAACAUCGCCA